Galendromus occidentalis (western predatory mite) is the source of this 1103-nucleotide messenger RNA. RefSeq lists its product as uncharacterized. The coding region runs from base 1 to 894 and encodes 297 amino acids. The record is from RefSeq and is a predicted model, not a curated record. The transcript has 4 exons. NCBI's taxonomy places the organism in Eukaryota, Metazoa, Arthropoda, Arachnida, Mesostigmata, Phytoseiidae.
AUGCGUUUCGACACGUUUCACGGUCCGGUGGAUAUACCGGGAUUUGUGAUCUAUGUGGUGUGGGCCAUGGUCACAAUAUUCAACCUCAGCCUAGUAGUGUUUCUCUGGCCCUACAGAAAACGCACGCUCGUCAAGCUCUUCAUGAGCCUUCUUUGCGCGGAUUUGAUUCAGGCGAUGAUUUCGAUCGUUGAGGCCGUCGGCAUCAAUGCAAUGCGGGAAUACAACUGGUGGUGUAGUGUGUCCGUGUCGGUCGAGGAAGCUUCUUGGACAAUCGCUGGAUACUCAUUAUUGCUCAUCACAUUGGAAAUAUUCUUCCGGAGCACGUGGCGACGUGGCUCGAAGCGGAGGAGCAUCCGUGGGAAGGCGGGAAUCGUGCUCCUAGUUCUGUGGUUCUUGAGCUUCAUCAUCAACUCUCUGACGAUUCCCUUCUACAAAAACGUCUGCAAUGCCCAUACGAUGGAUGAACUGUACUCGAUAGUCUACAAGAUUUCCCUCGCAUCGAUGAAUCUAUUGAUACCUCUAGCAUGGACGUUCCUCCUCCUCGUGAAGACGUCUCACAACCUCGAGACGAAUCUCCAUAUUCAUGACGAGUGGUCAAAAGAUCUGACAGUGAUUCUGGUAAUCAAUUUUACCGUGUGCUGGAUUGUGAAACAGCUGCCCACGAUCGUAUUCUGGGACUAUCGUCAGGUUUAUAUCGUAGUUGACAACUUGUCCUACGUCUUGUCCAACAUCCGAUGUCUUGUGGAUGCGAUGAUGAUCAUCUUAUUCUUCAAUGAAAUCACGUCGCUCGGGACUUGCGAAUGCGGCGGAGAACUGACCAAGCAGCUCCCCGGACAUCAGCACACUACAAGAACUCGCACGCCUCCCCCCAUAGCCGACGUGAACGAUUUAUAGAUUGUGGAAAUACAUGUAUUUUCGAAGUCACCGCUCAACGGAAUGGUGGAGACUGCGUCAUCGACACGAAGUUGGGGAAACUCCGACCAUUCCAAGGCAUGGGAGAAUCAUCAUAUAUUCCAUCCAUGACGAGUUUGUCUUGCGUGUUUGCAGAAUGAAAUGUGUGCAGAGUAAACAAGGGUUGCAAAAUAAAGUCAUAUACUCAUCCA